UUGCAAACUUUAAAAAUUACAGGAUACAAAACUAUGGCUUGGACGGGGUAUCAAAAAUUUCUUGCCAUAAUGAUGGUUAUUACAGGCUCAAUUAACACUCUGAGCACUAAGUGGGCAGAUAAAUUAGAGUCCAAAGGAUCCAAUGGAGAAAUCAGAGCUUUUAAUCAUCCAUUUCUUCAGGCAGCUACAAUGUUCUUAGGGGAAAUAAUGUGCUUAGUGACUUUUAAGAUGGUAUACUAUAAAACAAGAAAUACUGGGGGCCACACUUUGACACAUGGCAACCAGAAUUUUAAUCCUUUUAUAUUAAUGCCGGCUGCAAUGUUUGACUUGAUUGGUACCUCAAUAAUGUAUAUAGGCCUUACACUCACUUAUGCAAGCAGUUUCCAAAUGUUUAGAGGAUCGAUCAUCCUUUUUGUUGCAGUGUUCUCUAUGACAUUUCUGAAUCGACAAAUAAUUACUAGAGAGUGGGUUGGAAUAAUUGGAGUGCUUUUGGGUCUUAUAAUAGUUGGAGCUACGGAUGCCAUAUACCAAUCUCCAGGCGAGGCUAAAGGAAGGAAUAGCCUUAUAACAGGCGAUAUGUUAAUCAUUGUAGCUCAGGUUGUUUCUGCUUGCCAAAUGGUAUAUGAAGAAAAAUAUGUUGCAGGCUUAAACAUCCCUUCAAUGCAAGCAGUUGGCUGGGAGGGAAUAUUUGGUUUUUCCGUUCUUUCAGUACUGUUGGUGAUAUUUUACUGGGUACCUGCACCAAGCCACUUCGGAAAUAAUCCUCGAGGCACUGUGGAAGACGCGAUUGAUGGCCUAAUUCAAGUUGGCAACAAUCCACUUCUACUCAUGGCAGUGAUAGGAACAAUAAUUUCUAUUGCUUUCUUCAACUUCGCUGGAAUAAGUGUUACCAAAGAAAUGUCAGCGACUACAAGAAUGGUGCUAGAUUCUAUAAGAACGUUCGUCAUUUGGAUGGUAUCACUGGCAGUGCGUUGGCAAGCAUUCCACUGGCAACACCUUGUAGGCUUUGCGAUAUUAAUUUUAGGCAUGUUUAAAUAUAACGGUGCGUUGCCAGAAUGCUGGCCUCUUCGAGGUAAUAAUGCAACAGUACCUGUACCACAAGAGGAACGGGGCGUGGUGAAUGAUGAAGCAGACAGACUGGAGCAAGAAGCAUGA
Messenger RNA from Parnassius apollo (apollo), 1155 nucleotides. The record is from the annotation of a GenBank genome assembly. NCBI's taxonomy places the organism in Eukaryota, Metazoa, Arthropoda, Insecta, Lepidoptera, Papilionidae.